Paraglomus brasilianum is the source of this 541-nucleotide messenger RNA. Lineage: Eukaryota; Fungi; Glomeromycota; Glomeromycetes; Paraglomerales; Paraglomeraceae. The record is from the annotation of a GenBank genome assembly.
AUGGAGGGACAACAAGAAGAUAACCAAACACGCAAUAAUCUACAACAGCAGGCAGGAAUGCAGGAAUUUGCAAAAAAAACUUAUGAGUUCACUUCCAAUGUUGUUAAUGUCAUUACAUUUAUUGUAACUCUUAUUGGCGCUAUAGUUACGAUAAUUUACGUUAUCCAGAUAAGAAGCGAAAUAACAAUGAUGAACGAAACAUUAAGAGAAAGAAUGGAUUUGGGUUUCGCGAGCAUUGCUAUAAUGCAUAAAAUAUUUGCAGCUAAACUGGAUCUCGUCAAUGAAAAAUGGGCUUUCCUGGAGAAAAAACAUGACACUUUGGAGAAAAACCAUGACACUUUGGAGAAAAACCAUGACACUUUAGAACAAAAAGUUACUGAUCCUCAAGUUGGUCUCCUCGCAGAUGUCCCACGGAACGAGCAGCACGGACGCGGUCAGUUCGGAACGCUGAGUGGUUACCCAAAAGAUGACCUUAUGAGUAUUGGAAUUGCUCUUGGACCUGCUCUAAAUAUCAUUAAUUUGGUUGAAAAACUCAAGCAAG